GUGGUUAUUAGAUCAAGUUAAAGCAGGACAUUUGAUUCAAGACUUAAAGAUAAAUAUUCUUCAAGCAAUUCAAUUUGCAAUUAGAGGGUGGGAAGAAACUGACGAAUUCCUUAUGCUCAAUGAUAAGAAUAUUGUUUAUGAAGUCUUUUCAGAUGACCAAAUUAUCAAGGAGCUUGCUUAUAUAUUUAAAAAGGAUGAUAGUGUUGAAUCUGCUAAUAAAAAUAUUACUGAAAUAGAUGAUGAAGAUGAUAGCAUUGAGACUAUAACU
Dentiscutata heterogama is the source of this 268-nucleotide messenger RNA. NCBI's taxonomy places the organism in Eukaryota, Fungi, Glomeromycota, Glomeromycetes, Diversisporales, Gigasporaceae. The record is from the annotation of a GenBank genome assembly.